AUGUCGCAUUCUGCAGUAUCAAAUCCAGUGAAAAUCCACAAAUUACCACUUUUGAUUAGAAAGAACGCUAUAACAACGUACGAUAAAUUAAAAUCGAACGAUCUGUUCCUACGACUCGUUGAGAAACAGAAACAGAAUUACAAUGAAGACAUAAUUUUUAAAGAAGACAUAAUCUACAAGGCCCAAGAACAUGAUACAUUGAGCGGGAAAUACCCUAAUUUAAUCAUUAAAAAUAGACUGAAUGUCGUGAAAAAUACCAGUCGGACGGUCGCCACUUACCAGGAGAAUUCUACUAUAGUCGAGUUGAGCUCUGACAAUAUAUCAAACCUUAUUGGGCAGAAGAACUACGACCUAGUAUUCAGUGCUCUGUGUUCAGUUAUAAACCAAGACUUAAAAGUUCAAGGUAUAAUAUCAUUACUAAGCUUCGAUAAAAAAAACAGUUCAAGUGAUGUGAAAGGUGAGGAUAAAUCUUCUCAAACAGACGAAACGUGUCGAGAAAUAUUCAUGCGUAUUAAAAAAAAAAAGAGAGUUAAUAGACGGAAGCAGGUAAGGCCUUAUGCUAUUAGCGAUAACAUGCUGGCAGAGAAGCGUAUGAAAAAACUAAUUAUUCAUCCGAAAAGCUUAAAUGUUAUUACACCAGAGAAAAUAAAAGGCGAAUCCAAUCACAAUAAAACUUUAGAAGAAUCUAAUAACAGAAAUUUGAGUGAAGAAUCUUCUCAAAGUGAAUAUUUACCAGAUUUAAAACUUAUACUCGAUGAAGACAGUAACAUCUCUGAUAGCAGUAUCGGUAACAUCUCUAUAGGCAGCUGUAACAUACCGAACAUAUUAGAAAACCCUAAUUCCUUAUUAAACAACAUCGACAAACACACAAAAGAGACGGACACCAGUAACUUGACGACGGUCAGGAUGAUUGAUGGUUCGGUGGUGAUGAUUCCUGGAAAUCCUGAUAUAUUUCAUUUGGCGAGUCAAGAUAUUUUAAAAGAUUUGUCGCCGCAAGAUAGGAAGAAAAUAUUAUUGCAUCAAGCUUAUAUCGAUUGGAAGUUCUGCUUACAAGCUGAUUGUGAUGGAUAUCUACCGCUCCACAAGGCAGUACUCAAUAAGGACGCGGAUUUAGUAAAACGACAUUGUAUAGUACUAAAGAUGCGCCAUCAAUCAGUCGAUGUCACAUUUAAUGGGAAUCCGACAGCACUUCAAUUAUCUCUGAUCCAUGACUGUCCCAAGUGUACAGCGAUAUUGUUGCAAUAUGGAGCCGACCCGCUAAUACCUGACGAAGAAAGCAGGACACCGUUACAUCUAGCAGCGGAGGUCAGCUCGGAAAACGUUAAAGCUAUUUUGGAUCACUGUAGAGCGAAUGCUAGAGAAGUUCUAAGAGAGAACGAGGGUAUGUGGAGAAACAGCUUCGAAAGUAAAUCAGAUGAAGAUUUGGCCGACUUUUUAAUGUAUAAGAUGUGUAUUGAGUACGAUAAUCAAGGAUACACACCUCUAAUGUUGGCCAGUAGAAUGGGAAUUACUGAGAGUGUAAAGCUGUUAAUAAAAGCGUCACCGGAGACUAUCGAUGUUGGAAUGCCCAACUGUGGGAAUACAGCUUUGUAUUUAGCAGUCAGCACGGUCUGCUUAGAUUGUCAAGAGCGUGUCGACGUGGAUCCGAAAUUCAUGGAUACAAUAGGCACUUUAAUUGAAAACGGCGCAGAUCCGGCCAUCAGUAACACUUCCGGUAGCAAUGUCAACACUCUACUGACGGAGUUUUGUAUAUCGAACCUGUCAAUGCUAGUAGCGAACAAACUGAUAGAAGCGAUAUAUGUCGAUGUCGGAAAAAUUAAGAAUUUCGAUUCGUACAUGCUGGUAAAAGAAGCGGAUGGAAGCGUAAAUUUGAAAGAAAUAAAACCUCCAAAACAAGAACCAAUUAAAACUAAAUUGUUGAAGGCUGUAAAUGAGAAUAUUAAAAAAAUGAAUUCGGCUAAAGAUGACAUAAAUAAAGUGCUUUCUGCCAAAGAUAAAAUAAACAAAGUUAAUCCGCCAGAACAGAAUAUACAUGAAGUCGAUUCGGAUAAAGGCGAAAUACUAAAAGUUGAUACGGAUAACGGUGAAAGGAAAAGUGUGAGUUCGCGUAUAGAUGAAGUUAAAAAUCAAUCGAUACAAACGGAUGCGAAAGAUAAUAGGGUGGUCGAAAGGAUAAAACAGAAAUCUAUAAUACUACAGGAUAUACCUGUUACUAACAUCGGUCUGAGGCCGGUUAUCUUGCAGUCGGUAGACCCGGCCUCGAUGACUGUGAGUGAUCCUAACAUUGUAAAAAUAAAUAAGCAAUUAAUACCAAUUACAUUGAAAGGUAAAAAGCAGAUCAAAUUGGUGAAAAUUUUGCCAAAAUCUAAGGUUGUGAGUUCGACUGCUAGCGUUAUUACAGGUAUUGCAAGUACUAGUUCUAAAAAUACUAGUACUGAAUGUACUAGUACAAAUAACAGUAUACAAGCUAUUAGUACUGUUACAAAUGGUAUUACUAUUAAAAGAUCUUUAUCCCCAUCGGAUUCAAAGCAAAAUUCGAAGAAAUCUAAAAUUUGUACCAAUGGAACAUGA
This is a messenger RNA of Melitaea cinxia (Glanville fritillary), 2571 nucleotides long. RefSeq lists its product as uncharacterized. The record is from RefSeq and is a predicted model, not a curated record. The transcript is spliced from 6 exons. Gene Ontology annotation, molecular function: protein binding. Bases 1 to 2571 code for a protein of 856 amino acids. NCBI's taxonomy places the organism in Eukaryota, Metazoa, Arthropoda, Insecta, Lepidoptera, Nymphalidae.